AACAUGAUAUCAAUGGGAGCGCCUGCGAGAGGAAAUAGGUCAUAGUUAUAUAAAAGUCAAAAUCAACAUACAGGCAUUUAGAUACACACUGGAAAGAAGCUGAGAUGGCUCCAUCAAAGCGGUUUUGGUGUUGUAUCAUCAUAUGUAUAGUGCUUCAUUUAGCUCUUGUGGACUGUAAGAAAAUUGAUGAUUUUAAAAGCACAGUCCUUAAAAGGUGUAAAAGAGACACCAAUUUGAACAAAAAUGGACGAAAAAUAGCGGAUUUUACAUCAUCGGUGGCACUUACAGGAAUAGGUAUAGCGCUGUCCAUUUCAAAUCCCUUGUUUAAGGUAGUUUCACUAUUUGUUGUCGGAACUCUCUUAGACUUAAUUUGGCCUACAUCAGGUUCCUAUCAAUCAAUUAGAGCAGACGUUAUUGCGGAUAUUAGAAAUGAGAUGAAUAAGCAGGCAACUGCUGAAAUGAAAAUGAAACUAAGAGACUACGGUGAACAAAUUAAAAAUGCAUUUAGCGUUUUACAAGUGCAAGGUUACAAGAUAGAGCAGUGGAACGAUUCUGUCUUAAAAAAUGGAAUAAGCUUGCAAAAACAAUCUUCGUUAUUACAGGAAUAUAAAAGCCGUGUAAAUUCAACAACUUGGGAAUUUUUCAAAAUAAAAAUAGUUUCUUUAGCUACAGAUAUUGGUAAUGACGGGCACCAGUUCCAUAUUCAAAAUGAUCCGACAUCGAGCCUAGAAUAUUAUAGAGAGUUUGUCACCACACAAAUUGGUUUAUGGGUGGCAGAACUAAUGAUAUAUGCUGGGAAUGAUGCAGAAAUACAUUUAAAAAAUUUACUUCAGAAUAAAAUAAAAACUGCUCUCAAGAAUCACUAUAAAUAUGUCAUGUGGGCUAUUCACAAAUCUGCUACUAUCAUUGAAUCAAAACACAAGAGUAGAUUGAAAUACAAAGAAGUUGUAAAUUCAUGGAAUGAACAAUUCCCUUUAGAUGCAUGGAAACAACUGUCAGGUUAUUCUGGACAUAGUAGGUUUAUCCGAAGCUCAGAUACAGUGUCAUUCAAAUAUCUUGAUCUUGGAACAGGAUAUUCCAAGACACGGUUUUGGAGUUCUUGGAUGAGUUGUUGGGGGUCGGGAACUAAAUGCGCCAUAAGAAAUUGUCCUGAAAUUGAUAAUCCUUUUGUGGCUGGAGAACAAUACCAGUAUAAAUAUCAUUGUCGAGGUGAAGUUUUCUGGAUCUACGGAGAAAUAUAUGAUUACAUCCAGGCUUGCGAUAAAGUUGCCAUACAUUAUAGUUCUUGGGGCGAUAAGCAUUAUUGGUUUAGUUUAGACUCGUAUAGACGACAUAGGACAAGGCGUUGGUUCUUCAACACACGUCAAUGUCCGGGGAAAUCCUUCAUGUAUGAACCAUUUAAUGGCAGAUGUCUAAACGAAAUUUUAACGAUCGAAGUUGAGGGAAAGACGUGUGGUGAGCUGGUUGAGGACAGGGACGUCAUCAUGCUAAAGGGCAGAUAUGAUAAAUACGUGACUAGUGCGGUCUGGUAUGAAUUAAUACCCGGAAUGACGAAAUGGUGGAGAAUAUUUAAGCACGACUCCUUUCUGAAAAGUUUUGAUAAUAGCUUUAUGUAAUAGUUCUUCAUUAUUAAAAGUUCAAAUAAUAACUUUUUGUAAAAAAGUAGUUUACUUCACGUGAAUUUAUAUCUAAAGGAGAUAAUAAGAUAACAUAACAAAAAAUAAUAGACAGAGCUGUCAUGGAUAGUUUUGUGUAUAAUGCAUUGAUCGAUCAUUCUUUUUGUCCCCCGCGCAACGCGUUGCGGAGGACAUAGAAAUACCAGGCGUCCGCCGAUUCGUCUGUGCGUUCGUCCGUCCGGUCUUGUUAACGCUCUCACAUGUAUAAUUCUUGGCUGAUUUUUAUAAAACUUAUAUCAUAGGUUUAUAUCAGCAAUGUCUCGGACUAGUUCGAAAAUCAGUGCCAAUGAACUAUUUUUAAAAGAGUUAUGCUCCUUGGAAACAUUAAUUAUAUGGAAAAUUGCAUCGUUAGCGCUCCAUCAUAUACGAUACUUGCCAGAUUUUUAUUUAAUUUAUAUUGUAGGUUUAUAUCAGGGAUGUCUUGGAGGAGUUCAAAAAUCUGUGCCGAUCAAUUAUUUUAAAAAAAUUUAUGCCCCUUGGAAAUAUUUAUUAUCUGGAAAAUUGCAUCUUUCGCGCUCUCGUGUGUACAGUUCUUGCCAGAUAUUUAUGAAAUUUAUAUUAUAAGUUUACAUCAUCAAUGUCUCGGAUGAGUUCGAAAAUCUGGGCUGAUCUAAUAAUUAUCUUAGAAAAGAGUUAUACCCUUUGGAAAUAUUAAUUAUAUGGAAAAUUGCAUCGUUAGCGCUCUCAUGUGUACAAUUCUUGCCAGAAUUUUAUGAAACUUAUAUCAUAUGUUUAUAUUGGCAAUGUUUUUGACACUUUCGAAAAUAAGUGCUAAUCUAAUAAAUUUAAUAAGUUAUGCCCCUUGGAAAUAUUAAUUAUAUCAGAAAUGACAUUGAAUUUGAUCUAAACAUAUCAUUUAUCUAAGUUAUUUAUGCCCUUGUACCUUGGAUAGAUAAAUUAUGUGCAACGCGGGGGACAAUGGAACUCUGUUCUGUGAUUGCAUUUAAAAUCAAAAGAUCAUUUUCACGUAUUUGGGCAAAUUUCAACAUCCUUGAUUAGUUAUAGACAUAUCGGGCGUGUUUUAAUUGGAUGGAACUCUAAUAUUUACACUUAGUAAUAUAAUUUGCCUGUCUAUUUUGUUUGUUUGAAUGUAUAUUGUUUAACGUUUUAUCUAUACUUUUUCAGAUAUUAUCGACGAUAACAUGUUGUCAAUCAAGUUUAAACAGAUUUUAUAACACAGCUACAAAUCCUAAUUUACAAAAUAAUACAACAAAAAAUAAACAAUAUAACUUAAUAUGCUGCAGGGAUGGGGUAAUGUAAUGGUAAGUAAGGCAUUACAAUUUUCAUUGUAAUUGAAUGUUAUGUGUAUUUGAGCAUUUUUGAAAUUAUAUGUAAUGGUAAUUUAAUUAAUUACACUGAAAAAAAGCAUGUUAUGCUAAAUUACUUUUCAAUUCCAUUUCAAUUACAUGUACUUUUAUGGUGUUAAUGAUAAGAAAUUAUGUUAAUAUUACUAUUUCAGAUACAUAUUUUUUUUAAUACACAAAUCUGUAAUU
This is a messenger RNA of Mytilus californianus (California mussel), 3169 nucleotides long. RefSeq lists its product as uncharacterized. The record is from RefSeq and is a predicted model, not a curated record. The coding region runs from base 105 to 1616 and encodes 503 amino acids. NCBI's taxonomy places the organism in Eukaryota, Metazoa, Mollusca, Bivalvia, Mytilida, Mytilidae. Gene Ontology annotation, molecular function: toxin activity. The transcript is spliced from 2 exons.